Messenger RNA from Coregonus clupeaformis (lake whitefish), 3581 nucleotides. RefSeq names its product ATP-citrate synthase-like. Gene Ontology annotation, cellular component: cytosol. The transcript is spliced from 28 exons. Bases 239 to 3547 code for a protein of 1102 amino acids. Lineage: Eukaryota; Metazoa; Chordata; Actinopteri; Salmoniformes; Salmonidae. Gene Ontology annotation, biological process: acetyl-CoA biosynthetic process; tricarboxylic acid cycle; fatty acid biosynthetic process. Gene Ontology annotation, molecular function: ATP citrate synthase activity. The record is from RefSeq and is a predicted model, not a curated record.
AUAGGAAGAGGGGAGAAAACUGAGGAGAACCCAGAAGUGCGGUCAGUGGUCCACGCCGACAGCCAAACCACAGAUAGAAGAAGGAGCAGUUCCCAGUGUCUUUGUCCAAACCGUCCCUUUCCUAGAAUUGCCGGCUGUUAUCGUUUCACAACCGAAACGAUCCAAAUCUUCUCAACAGAACCUGGGAGAUCUUUUCCACAAUUCUCAAGCUAUAAAGACCACUGUUUUCUGCUCUACCAUGUCGGCCAAAGCCAUCUCGGAGCAGACAGGGAAGGAGUUCCUCUAUAAGUACAUCUGUACAUCUGCAGCUGUCCAGAACAGGUUCCGCUAUGCCAACGUGACGACUGAGACCGACUUUGACCGGCUGGCACAGGACCACCCUUGGCUGCUCACUGAGCGGCUGGUAGUGAAGCCAGACCAGCUGAUCAAGCGUCGGGGGAAGCUGGGACUGGUAGGUGUCAACCUGGACCUGAAAGGUGUCCAAGAGUGGCUGAAGACCCGCCUCAUGAGAGAGACCAUGGUGGGAAAAGCAAAGGGGAUCCUGAAGAACUUCCUCAUCGAGCCAUUUGUAGCCCACAAGCAGGAAGAGGAGUUCUAUGUGUGUAUCUACGCCACACGGGAGGGAGACUACGUGUUGUUCCACCAUGAAGGAGGGGUAGACGUGGGUGAUGUGGACGCUAAGGCCAGUAAGUUGCUGGUAGGAGUGGAUGAGAAGCUGACUGAAGACGCAGUGAAGAAACAGCUCCUGACCCAUGUCGCUGCAGACAAAAAAGCGGUUCUGGCCAGCUUCAUUGUUGGUCUCUUCAACCUGUAUGAAGACCUGUACUUCACCUACCUAGAGAUCAACCCACUGGUGGUCACGAAGGAUGGCGUGUUUGUGCUGGACAUGGCGGCUAAGAUCGAUGCCACGGCUGACUACCUCUGUAAGGCCAAGUGGGGCGACGUGGAGUUCCCUCCACCCUUUGGCAGGGAGGCCUACCCUGAGGAGGCCUAUAUUGCAGACCUGGAUGCCAAGAGUGGUGCCAGUCUCAAACUCACCCUGCUCAACCCCCGCGGAAGAAUCUGGACCAUGGUGGCAGGAGGAGGGGCUUCCGUCGUCUACAGUGACACCAUCUGUGACCUGGGCGGGGUUGACGAGCUGGCCAAUUACGGGGAGUAUUCAGGAGCGCCCAGCGAACAGCAGACCUAUGACUAUGCCAAGACCAUCCUGUCCCUGAUGACCCGCGAGAAACACCCCGACGGAAAAGUCCUGAUCAUCGGAGGAAGCAUUGCAAACUUCACUAACGUUGCAGCCACAUUUAAGGGCAUUGUCAGGGCCAUCAGGGACUACCAGGGCCCCAUAAAGGAGCAUGAGAUCACCAUAUUUGUCCGCCGUGGGGGCCCCAACUACCAGGAAGGCCUCAGGGUCAUGGGCGAAGUGGGUAAGACUACUGGCAUCCCCAUCCAUGUCUUCGGCACAGAGACUCACAUGACUGCCAUUGUCGGCAUGGCGCUGGGCCACCGACCAAUACCCAAAGAGCCUCCCGUCGCCGCCCACACCGCCAACUUCCUGCUCAACUCCAGUGCCAGUUCAUCGACCCCAGCCUCCAGCAGGACAGCCUCCUUCUCUGAGAACAAGGCUGGUCCCGGGGCCUCGCCUUCCAAGAAGGCCAAGUCAGGGGCCCUUCCAGAGCGACAGGCGUCGUCAGACAGUCCAGGAGUCAAGGCGUCAACCCUCUUCAGCAAGCAGACCAAGUCCAUCGUGUGGGGCAUGCAGACGCUGGCCGUGCAGGGCAUGCUGGACUUUGACUACACCUGCUCCAGGGAUGAGCCCUCUGUGUCUGCCAUGCUCUACCCUUUCACUGGGGACCACAAGCAGAAGUUCUACUGGGGCCAUAAGGAGAUCCUGUUGCCUGUCUAUAAGAACAUGGGCGACGCCAUGAAGAAACACCCGGAGGUGGACGUGCUCAUUAACUUCGCCUCGCUCCGCUCUGCCUUCGACAGCACCAUGGAGACCAUGCAGUACCCACAGAUCCACACCAUUGCCAUCAUAGCCGAGGGCAUCCCUGAAGCCCAGACCAGGAAGAUCAUUAAGAGGGCGGACGAGAAGGGUAUCACUAUCAUCGGCCCGGCAACGGUUGGAGGGAUCAAGCCUGGCUGUUUUAAGAUCGGGAACACAGGGGGCAUGCUGGAUAACAUCCUGGCCUCUAAGCUGUACCGUCCAGGCAGUGUGGCCUACGUGUCCCGCUCUGGAGGCAUGUCCAACGAGCUCAACAACAUCAUCUCCCGCACCACCGACGGAGUCUACGAGGGAGUGGCAAUCGGAGGAGACAGAUACCCAGGCUCAAUCUACACAGACCAUGUGCUGAGGUACCAGGACACCCCAGGGGUAGAGAUGAUCGUAAUGCUGGGAGAGAUUGGCGGCACAGAGGAGUAUAAGAUCUGCCAGGGCAUCAAGUCAGGCAGGAUCACCAAGCCUGUGGUGAGCUGGUGCAUCGGGACCUGUGCCACCAUGUUCUCCUCAGAGGUCCAGUUUGGUCAUGCUGGAGCGUGUGCCAACCAGGCCUCAGAGACAGCCGUGGCCAAGAACCUGGCUCUGAAGGAGGCCGGAGCCUUCGUACCUAAGAGCUUUGACGAGCUGGGAGAUGUCAUCAAAUCAGUGUAUGACGACCUCGUUGGCAAAGGAGUCAUCGUUCCAGCUAUGGAGGUGCCCCCUCCCACAGUGCCAAUGGACUACUCCUGGGCCCGGGAGUUGGGUCUGAUCCGUAAGCCAGCCUCCUUUAUGACCAGUAUCUGUGAUGAGAGGGGCCAGGAGCUUAUCUACGCUGGAAUGCCCAUCACUGAGGUGUUCAAGUCAGAGAUGGGCAUGGGAGGAACCCUGGGACUGCUCUGGUUCCAGAGGAGGCUGCCCAGUUAUGCUUCCAAGUUCAUUGAGAUGUGUCUGAUGGUGACUGCUGACCAUGGUCCUGCCGUGUCUGGUGCCCACAACACCAUCGUCUGUGCCCGCGCUGGCAAAGACCUUAUCUCCUGCCUCACCUCUGGCCUGCUCACCAUCGGGGACCGGUUCGGAGGGGCCCUGGACGCUGCAGCCAAGCAGUUCAGCAAGGCGUUUGACAGCGGCAUGCUGCCAAUGGAGUUUGUCAAUAAGAUGAAGAAGGAGGGCAACCUGAUCAUGGGCAUCGGACACAGGGUCAAGUCGAUCAACAACCCAGACAUGCGGGUGCAGAUCCUAAAGGACUUUGUGAAGAAGACCUUCCCCUCCACCCAGCUGUUGGACUACGCAAUGGAUGUAGAGAAGAUCACCACAGCCAAGAAACCCAACCUGAUCUUGAAUGUGGACGGUUUCAUUGGAGUAGCAUUUGUGGACCUGCUCAGGAACUGUGGUGGAUUUACACGGGACGAGGCUGAUGAGUUUGUGGAGAUCGGAGCGCUGAAUGGAAUCUUUGUCCUGGGGCGGAGCAUGGGCUUCAUCGGUCACUACCUGGAUCAGAAGAGGCUGAAACAGGGUCUGUACCGUCACCCGUGGGACGACAUAUCCUACGUUCUCCCCGAACACAUGUCCAUGUAACCAUCGAAACCAGGCCAUGACACCCCCUCCCACC